Molecule: messenger RNA, 2203 nt
Organism: Marasmius oreades (fairy-ring Marasmius)
Lineage: Eukaryota; Fungi; Basidiomycota; Agaricomycetes; Agaricales; Marasmiaceae
Exons: 4
Coding region: 64-1776 (570 amino acids)
Source: RefSeq, a predicted model, not a curated record
CACAACUUCAACUAUUUAGUCAAUACACACGUCGCUGGCUGAUUUUACUGUCUUGUUGUCAUAAUGUCGCACCAAAUACUAUUUUCGUCCUACAUGCGGGAGCUGAGGCGCAAACCUCCCAAUCCAGCCACCCUAGAUCCCGACCAUUUCAAACCAGAUGUUUACAACUCCAUGAUGGCUCUUGUCAGAAUCACGGAAGCGCUUAAACGCAAGUCACUAACCACCGUGCAGUUGGUCACUCGUCAUUGGACCCAGCUCUGGCCUUGGAUCAAAACCUUUGCGCGGCUCGCGUUGGAUAAACCAUUUUUUACCAAACAAGGCUACGAGUUUGUGGAGAGUUUUUUGUCGAUGAGUACAGUGCUUUUCUUAUACACCAUGCACCAACCCAGCCCCGGAGAUUUUAUGCACGAGGUUGGGACUGUUCUCAGUGCCACUCCAGAAAUUCUCGGUCUUGCGACAGAGAUGUGGUUAUUGGCCACUCGGAUGGACCACCAAUCCCUUCAAAACCACUAUGACUCGGUCGGAUUACACCUCGAAUGUUACUUGCACGCCAAUGCCCAGGUGAAGAAGGAGGUAGAAAAACAUUUCAAAAGGGUUCUGUUCUCGUCCCCACAGGAAGUUUCACGCUCAGUAGUGAAAGGUAUCAUCUGCCUCGCCACACCAAAGCAAGUUCUCUGCUAUACACUUCAGAGUCUCCUCAUCUUCUUCCAAGAGCUUUCGUGCACGUAUCCUGCAGAAUUUUUCCAGCUCUCGUUGGCUCAUGACGGCCUACGAUGGACAGGCUAUGUCAUCACGAAACUCGCAUCACCCAAAAAGUACUACGAAAACUGCUUCUUCGACGACAUCACGAUAUGCAUUGCAAAGUGUCUGCAAUUCAUUAUCAGCUGUAUCCGCUUCGAUUCGAGCGCAGCUGCCGAGGCCUUGGAGGAGGAUAUUAUUCCUUCGAUGUUCAAAUCUCGUGACAUGAUUUUGGACGAUGUAGAAAUACGAGGUGUCGGCGGGCGAAACGGUUUGGCGGCACACUAUGCGGACUUCCUUGUUUUGUUGUCGCAACGUCUGCUGCACCGAGAAAUAUUGGUACGGGUCAUUCGUUCGAUUAGGAAGGUUCAGAGGCUGGAUUUGGAGGAAGGAUUUCGCGACGUGCCUCGCGUAUGGGAUGAAUGGGUGGCAUUGCGGAAUGAGGCUUUGAGAAGAAACUCGAUAAACAAAGCGGUAGAUGCUUCGUUUCGCAGUCCUUGGUCUAUCGCAGGAGUUUGCGGCGGUCCACAGUGUCCUCGUGAAGUCUUAAGCACCAUGGAACCGGUACAUUUUUCUUUCCAGCGUUGUAGCGGUUGCCUUUCAGUGAUCUACUGUUCCCCUAAGUGUCAAAAGGCUGACUGGCCACGACACAGGGAGCAAUGCAAAGCGAUCCAGCAAAAUAUUCGAGCUGGUGGAUUUCCCAACUACACGAAACUGGAUUUUCACAUCUUCAAAAAGCAAAUAUGGCACGACUAUAUCGCGAAUAAAAAUCAUAUUGAAAACUUACUGGAGCAGCGCAAGAUUGAUAUUCCCCGCGAGAGCUCUGACGUCUCAGUCGUCACUCUGAUGGACUACGGAGAGGUCCCGGUGACAUUUGUUGCGGAACGAGUUGAAGUCGCUUGGAGAACCUUUGGCUUACGGGAUCUAUUACCUUUCGAUGAAACUGAUGCUCGGAGUUUAAUAGCGAUUGCGAAAAUUCCGUGGCGCUUCGGCAAGCGUCAGCCUGCCAUAUGCUUCCUUCGUGCGGAUGAUAUUUGAUCGUUCGUGAAGCCUCCCGUAGCCAGUUCAUCGCACUGCAACGGCACAUACCAUCAUCCUUGUUUGAUUUUAGGUGGCAAUCCUAGAUUUUUUGGCUCGUCCCGCUUACGUUCUAGAACGCUAUACUUAAUGCUUGGUCUCUUGCACCUCACCCUACCGUGAUAACACAUUUGACGAAUUAAAAGUGUAGUCGUCCUUCGACUGUCUAAUUGGCCUCGCCUCGUCCAAUCAAUGCUACUGCUUGGGCUGGCAAUACUCAAGUUCAACAUUCAAAAUUUUGCCACAGAUCAAUAGGCUCCUGUUCCUGUAGGAAUCCCAGUUCUUUGAAGUCUACCUAGUCUAGUUGGAAGUUUUUAUUAUGGUGCACCACUGCACCAGCAACGCAGAAAAUACCGAACUCGCGCCGCCAGCGGGCCGUGGUCCAGGC